AUGGCGGAGCUGAGACAGAUCAAGCCUGACCUUGCUGACUAUUUGGAAGAAGCCGAUGUCUCCCUUUGGUCCCGAGUUCAUUUUGUUGGAGACAGAUACAAUAUUAAGACUAGCAAUGUCGCAGAGUCUAUAAAUGCUGCACUUAAGAAGGCCCGUGGCUAUCCCAUUUCAUUCCUCUUGGAUUUCAUACGAGAGAAGCUCGGUCGGUGGUUUUUAAAACGCAGAGAGGAUGUUUUGAGUCUCACAACACAUAAUACUCGGGGAGUGGAGUAUUUGCUGGCAACUCGUGGACAUUAUGCAGAUGCAAUGGAGUUGGACCGAAUUGACACUUGGAGAUACUAUGUGAAAGGAGGAACCAAGAAUUGUAUUGUUGAUUUGCAACAUGGAAUGUGUGAAUGUGGUGUGUUUUAUAUCGAGAAGAUCCCAUGUUCACAUGUUAUUGCAGCUGCAUUAGCCGGUAGGAUAGCUGUGGAUUCUCUAGUAUGUCCGACUUACUCGAAAAAAUACUUGUUUGCUGCAUACUAUGCCAACAUAUAUCCCCAAAUUUCAGAGGUCCAAGGAGUCCAACCAUCAAUAUGUCUGCCACCAGACAUUCACCGCAAACCAGGCAAACGGAAGAAGUCUCGGUGGCAAUCAUGGCUAGAAAUUGCUAGGAGGAAAAGCAAGAAGCCAAGGAAGCUGCACAAACUAUACAGCUGCUCACAAUGCAAGCAACCUGGUCAUACCCUACCGAAUUGUACGUCGAAGAUUCACCAGGACAAUAACAAGAAGGCUCCGGAAUAG
Molecule: messenger RNA, 783 nt
Organism: Eutrema salsugineum
Lineage: Eukaryota; Viridiplantae; Streptophyta; Magnoliopsida; Brassicales; Brassicaceae
Exons: 2
Coding region: 1-783 (260 amino acids)
Molecular function (GO): zinc ion binding
Source: RefSeq, a predicted model, not a curated record